Leucoraja erinaceus (little skate) is the source of this 3629-nucleotide messenger RNA. RefSeq names its product cell division cycle 27 (gene cdc27). Gene Ontology annotation, molecular function: protein binding. The record is from RefSeq and is a predicted model, not a curated record. Gene Ontology annotation, biological process: cell division. The coding region runs from base 110 to 2689 and encodes 859 amino acids. NCBI's taxonomy places the organism in Eukaryota, Metazoa, Chordata, Chondrichthyes, Rajiformes, Rajidae. The transcript has 19 exons.
GCUGCCGGCCGUUGGGCUCGGGCAGCUGUUUAAAUUUGAACCGGCCUGGGCCUGGCUUGUGUGUGAUGAGAAGGUGUGUUGCUGGCUCUGCGCUGACUGAGAGUCGUUGAUGAUGACGGUGCUGCAGGAACCUGUUCAGGCUGCUAUUUGGCAUGCGCUUAACCACUAUGCUUAUCGGGAUGCGAUCUUCAUUGCAGAAAGGCUCUAUGCUGAAGUUUGUUCCGAAGAGGCGCUUUUUCUCUUAGCAACCUGUUACUACCGCUCAGGGAAAGCAUACAAAGCCUACCGGCUUUUGAAAACUCAUAGUUGUACUACUCCACAGUGCAAAUAUCUUCUUGCUAGAUGUUGUAUGGAUAUCGGCAAAUUGGCCGAGGGAGAACAGAUUUUAGCUGGUGGAAUACUGAACAAACAGAAAAGCCACGAUGAUAUUGUUACAGAGUUUGGUGAUUCGGCUUGUUUUACAUUGUCUUUAUUAGGGCAUAUAUACUGUAAAACAGAUCGAAUGGCAAAAGGAGCAGACUGUUACCAAAAAAGCCUUGGUCUAAAUCCCUUUCUUUGGACCCCUUUUGAAUCCUUAUGUGAAAUAGGUGAAAGACCAGAUCCUGAACAAACAUUUAAAUUAACAUCUCUCCAGAAUUUUAGUAGUUAUCAGCCAAGUUUAUGUUUGCCAUUAGUUUUGAAUCAUGGUGUGCAACAUAGGCAAUCUGACACUGUCCUGAUGGAAACGCCACAAGACACUAUCGAAUUAAACAGAUUGAAUCUUGAAUCUUCAGCCAACUCUAAAUAUUCCUCAAUGAUGACGGAUUCUUCGGUAUCGUUAAUUGAUCCAUCUGUUAUUUCUCCUGAUGCUCUCCCACUUGGCUCUGGAACAUCAGUUUUGUCCAAACAGCAAGUAAAUAAACCAAAGUCUGGAAGGAGCUUGCUUGGUGGUCCUGGAACUCUAAGUCCUCUAACGCCAAGCUUUGGAGUCUUGCCCCUGGAGACACCAAGCCCAUGUGAUGGUUCCUUUAUGCAAAACUAUACAAAUUCUUCUUCUGUGAUUGAUUCAUCCUCUGCAGGAGGCCCCACAAAAAAGGUAUUACUGAAAAUUGAUUCCUAUCUAUCUUCUCCCUUCAUAACACGAAAGUCUGUGGCGAGAAUAACACAAAGUGGAACCAAGUCUGUAUUCACACAGAGUGGAAAUAGUCGCGAUGUAACUCCAAUUCCACUGACUCAGACGCAGACUUCAGGUCCACAGACCAGUGCAGCACAAGUACUAUUUCCAACAAGUACUGCUCCCACAAACGCACCUUGCAACGCACCCCCCCGCCGAAGUUCCAGGCUCUUUACAAGUGCCAGUUCAACUACAAAGGAAAAUAGUAAAAAGCUGAAGAUGAAGUUCCCGCCUAAAAUUCCCAACCGAAAGCCAAAAAACAAAACCAAUAAAGGAGGCAUAACGCAGCCAAACCUCAAUGACAGCCUGGAAAUCAGCAAGCUUGACUUCUCUGUCAUUCCUGAAGGCAAAAUCUCCUCAGUCACACCUCAAGUGCAGGCCUUCAAUAUACAGAAAGCAGCUGCAGAUGGACUGAUGAGCCUUCUGCGUGAGAUGGGGAAAGGAUAUUUGGCACUUUGUUCAUACAGCUGUAAAGAAGCAAUUGGUAUCCUAAGUCAGUUACCUUCGCAUCACUACAACACUGGUUGGGUACUAUGUCAAAUAGGAAGAGCACAUUUUGAACUGGCUGAAUAUAUGCAGGCAGAGAGGAUAUUUUCCGAAGUAAGGCGUAUUGAAAGCUAUCGAGUGGAAGGUAUGGAGAUUUAUUCCACCACAUUGUGGCACUUGCAGAAGGAUGUAUCACUUUCUCUCCUCUCCAAGGAUCUGACAGAGAUGGAUAAAAAUACCCCAGAGGCUUGGUGUGCAGCAGGGAACUGCUUCAGCUUGCAGCGAGAGCAUGACAUAGCAAUCAAGUUCUUCCAGAGAGCCAUUCAAGUCGAUCCGAACUUUGCUUAUGCAUUCACUCUGCUUGGUCACGAGUUUGUAUUGACAGAAGAGUUGGACAAAGCACUGGCAUGUUUCAGAAAUGCAAUCCGUGUAAACUCUCAGCACUAUAAUGCCUGGUAUGGUUUGGGGAUGAUCUACUAUAAGCAAGAGAAGUUCAACCUAGCAGAAAUUCAUUUCCAAAAGGCUCUUAAUAUCAACCCCCAAAGUUCUGUGUUGUUGUGCCACAUUGGUGUGGUCCAGCAUGCAUUAAAGAAAUCCGAGAGUGCACUUGAAACACUAAAUAAAGCCAUAAGUAUUGAUCCAAAAAAUCCCCUAUGCAAAUUCCAUCGAGCCUCCAUUUUAUUUGCGAAUGAGAAGUAUAAGGCAGCUUUGCAGGAGCUUGAAGAACUAAAACAAAUCGUUCCCAAAGAGUCACUUGUUUACUUUCUAAUAGGAAAGGUGUACAAGAAAUUAGGGCAGACACACCUGGCUCUGAUGAAUUUCUCCUGGGCCAUGGAUCUUGACCCAAAGGGAGCCAACAACCAGAUCAAAGAGGCUAUUGACAAGCGUUACCUACCAGACGAUGAGGAACCUGUAACAAAUGAUGGGCAGCACAGUGAGGGUUACCAGUAUGACACAGCUGGAACAGAUGAGUCCCAGGAAAGCAGCAUGACCGAUGCUGAUGACACCCAGUUACAUGCAGCAGAGAGCGAUGAGAGUUUCAACUUGUAAAUGCCAUCCCAGCCAAAACAUGGUUCCAGAGCAAGAGCUGCUACUCCCAGGCCUUUUCCACUCGUUUUCUCAUUAUGUCUGUCCUUCUGCUUUGAGCAUUUUGUCUGAUGCAGUUUGCCAACGUUAUAAACGUAGGCUGAAGAGACCUAUCACUGGGUCACGAUGAAACCUGUCACCAACAACUUUUAUUUUCCAGCCUCAAUGAUAUUUGUGUUGAACAGGGGGGCUUUGUUUUUAAAUAUACUUGUUAUAAAUGAUCUGAAUGUGGACCUGCAUAACUCCCCUUUCCCUCUGCUACUUCUGCUCAUGCAAAAUUUGACCUUCACUAAAGAUCCAAUUAUGCUGCUGUUAUCAACAUCAUAAAAGGGGUAAGGGGGGGGGUUGGAAAUCUAGUGGCUGGUUUUACCUCAGUGAUUAACCAGCAGAAGGUACAGGCGGUCAAAUUGGCAGCCAUUUUCGAGCAGCACUUUGUUCGUCGUGGCUAAAGUACAGCCUUUGGCCAUUUAGUUGCUGUGAAUGGAGGUAUUCUCUCAUCUCGCCCCAUCUCCUGUCUUUUAUUUCACCAUAGAGUGCAGUGCGGCCUUUUCUGUAAAAUGCACGCGCUGAUUGCGUACAAUGAUGGCACCGUGCUGGUCUUUCUGUUCCCAGGAACCUGCUGUCACUUUGUGCAACCAGCAGAAGUGUUGAUGAAUGGAAAAUGCAACGUGUGUCUGUAUGUGUGGAUGUGUAUGCGCAUGGGUGUGUGAAAUCUGGUCUGUUUUUUAAAUUUCAUUUCUCAUUUAAAACUGUAAUUUGGUGUCUUAAGUGGAUUUUUUUCUGUUGCUUAUCCCUUUUAAGUUCAGAUAUUUGUACAGUCUUAGAAAAAGUCUUUUUGUUAAUAUAUUUGCAACUCAGUUUAAUGAUGUGAAAAAAAAUCCAAAAUAAAAUACUUUGAAAACCU